GAAAAAAAGGAAUAUGGAAGAUAUUCGUGUGGUUGUUUCCAUAGAUUUCGGAACUACAAAUUCUGGAUUUGCUUUUGCUCACAAAGAAAGGCCCGAAGAGAGGGAAACAUACAAUACAUGGCCGGGUAACCAGGGCACAUUCAAAACACCUACAGCACUUCAAUAUGACUCGAAAUAUAAAAACGUGACAGCUUGGGGUGUAAAGGCUUUAGUUGAAUUUCAAGAAGACGCAGAGUCUUCUGAUGAUGACGAAAGUAAUCAACUUUCGAGACCAGUAGAAUUAUUCAAAUUACAUUUACUUGAUUUAAAAGAAGAAGAUAAACCGUGGUUACCACCUGAAUUAGAUUAUAAACAAGCAAUCAAAGAUUAUCUAACUGAAAUGCGAAAAUUAGUUGAAGAAAGACUUUCUUCAAGAUGGAGCAAUGUUAAAUUUCCUAGUCAAGUUAGAAUUGUACUAACUAUCCCUGCAGAAUGGCCUCCGCAUACUACCAAAAUCAUGCGCGAAUGUGCAUAUAAAGCCGGUUUAUUAAAUAAAUUAUUUUCUACCAAUUUAGAAUUUACAACUGAACCUGAAGCUGCUGCUCUACACUGUCUUAGCGUUGUUAAAGAGCAUAAUUUAAAACCAGGAGAUUGCGGAGGUGGUACAGUCGAUAUAACAAUUCGUAAGUUACUUGAAAAAAACGAAUUAAGUGAAAUAACUGAAAGAAUCGGUUAUCCUUGUGGAAGCACGUUUGUGGACAAAGAAUUUCUGAAAUUUGUUGGUGAAAAAGUUGGAAUGCAUGCUUUAUCAAAUUUUAAAAAGAAUCAUUAUAAGCAAAUUCAAUUUUUGGUACAACGAUUCUUUUGCCACAGAAUUAAAUUUGAGUUUAAUGGAAAGCAAUCAGAAUGGAAGACCAUUAAAUUGAAUUUAUCAAGUUAUUGCUCUAGUUUACAAGAAUACGUCACUG
Messenger RNA from Dentiscutata heterogama, 947 nucleotides. The record is from the annotation of a GenBank genome assembly. Lineage: Eukaryota; Fungi; Glomeromycota; Glomeromycetes; Diversisporales; Gigasporaceae.